GGGGUCGGCGUGCGUAAAGAGGGAACGGAGGACCGCCUUCCGUAUGAUAAGCAGACACGUUGUCCAAUAAAGAGAGAGAGAUAGUGAGGAAGUCGUUCUCUGGUAGGUGAGGAGGGGGUCUUCGGUAAGGGUGCCUCAGUGGCUCAAACUCGGCAGCAUGAGUUCUCAGAGGGGAAACGUGCAGAGGUCCAGGCCGCAGAAACAUAAAAAUGCGACUGUCUAUAAGAAUGAUAAAUAUGAAACAAGCUCCUGGACUAAGGCGAUAAAUUCCAAGUUGCAUGAUGGAGUUUGCCAGCGCUGCAAGGAUGUACUGGAAUGGAAGGUGAAGUUCAGCAAGUAUAAGUCACUGUCUCAGCCUAAAAAAUGUGUUAAAUGCUUGCAAAAAACAGUGAAGGAUGCCUAUCACAUCAUAUGCAAACCAUGUGCUACUCGGCUUGAUCUUUGUGCCAAAUGUGGGAAAAAUGAAGACAUUGUUGUGCCAAUCGUCGGCGCAUCUACAGCUGGUGAAAAAGCGGAAAGAGACAGCAAUACAGACAGUGACUUGGACUUAAAUAUAGACUUGGAGGUUUCAGAUGAUGAGUUGCCUGAGGGAGGGGACAAAGACAAACGUGAAUCUGUGUGUAGAAAUACAACUGAUGUCAAAAGUUAAUGGAAGUCUUCUGUUACACAGUGUUUUUAACAGCGUUCACAUUCUCUUUCAUCGUCUCAGCAAUAUUGUGUAUAAACUGUUCAGCUGUAUUUACUGGAAUUUGGAGUUGUACUGUAUCACAUGUUCUACAUUUCACAGGCCAAGACCAAAGUCUUCAUGUAGAAAAAAGGCUAUUCUCAUUUAUGAAUACAUUUAUUUAAAGUGUGCCAUGUUUAAGAGCAAUUAUGACACCAGCAUGAGGCCUUACAUCUAUGGUUAUGUAUUUUUUUCUUUGUGUAUUCAGAAUGUUAAGAGAAUACUUUUUAUCUUGCUAAUAAUACAGGAUAUAUUUACUCUGGGACCUACCUUUUUUGUCUUAAACUGCCAAUUCUGUACAGUUCUUGAUAUUCUCUAUUGUCUACAUUAAGCAAACUAGCAGUUAGUGGUGUUACCUGCUGCCUUAUGUCUUGUGCAAUAUGUGUUACUAAAAAUGCGUGUCCUUCAUUUUCAAAUGAAGGCCAAAUGAAACCACAGUUCAUUUGGGUAAUCCUGAUGGUAAUCAUACUGCAUUGUUUGAAACCCUACAAGCCCAGUGUCAUUGUUUUUAAGAAAUAAAAUAUUAAAAGUA
Molecule: messenger RNA, 1256 nt
Organism: Rana temporaria (common frog)
Lineage: Eukaryota; Metazoa; Chordata; Amphibia; Anura; Ranidae
Gene: C1H9orf85
Product: chromosome 1 C9orf85 homolog
Exons: 4
Coding region: 158-649 (163 amino acids)
Source: RefSeq, a predicted model, not a curated record